AUGGGCAAGUCGAAAGGUGGAAUUGCAAAGGGAGGCAAGGGGCAAUGCCCAGAGGCGUAUCAGAGGAUGAAUUUUCUGUAUCAGGCGGCUGUCCUGAUGACUCGGACUUAUAUGGAAGAGAAACAACGAGAGAAGCGGCACGACGAAAGUAAAAUGGAUGUACAAGAGGAGAAAGAUGGCAUUGGCGAUACGGAAGAGAAAGUCGAGUCGCUUGUAUCGUUGGGAAGAUUCUACACUAACACGAUGAAAAGCAUCGGGCGAAAACAAGUUCUUAGGAGAUCCCUCGAUAAAGCGCACUCUUUGCCAAAGCCUAAUUUAAGGAUUCCCUGGGAAUUUCUAUUACUCUUUCGCUUUGUCCCAAUGACUUCCCUGUACCGAAUUAAUUAUGCGCUUCGCGCGCAUAAACGAGAUCCGUUUAUAGAAUUUAUCAAGGCAAUGUUAAUGACGCCAUUUGUUCUGUAUGCGAGGCCUUUAGAUGAAGAUGGAGGAAAUAAUCAAGUAGAUGAGAACGUUACUCGUUAUUGUGAUAUUUUAUCUAGCAUCGAAACUUUGAUAGAGUCUACGUCUAUUUACAAACUCUACUGUUUCGCAGGCAUCCCUGAUCAAUCGCGCUUAUAUCAGUUGGUACCAUCAAUCUCGACCUUUCACACUCCAUUACCCUUAAAGGAAUCUUUUCUAAGGGCAAAUGCUAAACAUUCUAUCGCUGCAAGAAGAUUUGUCCCUCCUAGUUUCAACGAUAUUCGCAGAAUAUUAAAUACCGCACAGAUCAUUGCUAUUGCAUCCGAUUUAAAACUUAUUACUUUUGAUGGUGACAUGACAUUAUAUGAAGAUGGCGCCGAUUUCGAGCACAAUUCGGCCCUAGUGCAGCUUCUUAUUAAACUCUUAGAGUUUGAUUUGUAUGUAUGUGUUGUUACGGCAGCCGGAUAUCCUGGUGAUGCAGAGCGCUAUGAACAGAGGCUGUCUGGGCUGUUAAACGGUUUUAGAAAUGCCGAGUUGUCCAAGGACGUGUGUCAGAAAUUUUUCUUGCUAGGAGGUGAAUGUAAUUAUUUAUUUCAAUGUCAGGAAGAUUAUCAUCUGAAAUAUAUACCAGAGGAACAAUAUCAACCAGAUUUCGUCAAUGCGUGGAAAGCAGAAGACAUAAAAGACUUUCUAGAUAUCGCUGAAAAUAAUCUCCAAAAGUGUGUUAACGAAAUGAAAUUACCUUGUACCUUGUUCAGGAAGAGUCGAGCUGUUGGGACAGUGACGCAUCCCGGUAAGAAAAUCUUCAGAGAGCAACUGGAUGAACUCGUGCUUUCGACUCAACACAAGUUACUCAUGUAUCUCCAAUCGCCAUCCGGAGAGAAGAAAGCGCUUCCAUUUUGCGCAUUCAAUGGUGGCGCAGAUGUAUGGGUUGACGUCGGGAAUAAGUUGAUCGGCGUGCAAAUGUUGCAGCAAUACUUCAAUACUUUACCAAAUGAAACUCUUCAUAUUGGCGAUCAGUUUCUGUCAACGGGAAAUGAUUAUGCAACGCGCAGACAAUGUUGUACUCUAUGGAUUAUCAAUCCCGAAGAGACACAGGACGUUUUGAUAGAAUUGAACGCAUUGCUAGAAGCGAAAUUUGAAUUUCAGUCUUGA
This is a messenger RNA of Paraglomus occultum, 1614 nucleotides long. NCBI's taxonomy places the organism in Eukaryota, Fungi, Glomeromycota, Glomeromycetes, Paraglomerales, Paraglomeraceae. The record is from the annotation of a GenBank genome assembly.